UGAGGCGCCCAUGGGGGUGGCGGGGCGGCUGUAGAAGCGGGGGCCUAGCGAGCUCCUAGCAGAGCGACCCCGGCCUGGCCGUGGCCAGCAUGGCCCCUACGCUCUUCCAGAAGCUGUUCAGCAAGAGGAGCGGGCUGGGCGCGCCCGGCCGAGACGCGCGAGACCCGGAUUGCGCGUUCAGUUGGCCUUUGUCAGAGUUUGAUCCAGGCCAGAUUCGACUAAUUGUAUAUCAAGACUGUGAAAGACGAGGGAGAAAUGUCUUGUUUGACUCCAGUGUUAAGAGAAAAAAUGAGGAUACAUCAGUAUCGAAACUUUGCAGUGAUGCUCAAGUUAAAGUUUUCGGGAAAUGCUGCCAACUGAAGCCUGGAGGAGAUAGUUCUUCCUCUCUGGAUAGUUCUAUCACUCUGUCUUCUGAUGUAAAAGACCAGUGUCCCAAGUAUCAGGGUUCUCGGUGCUCUUCUGAUGCCAGUAUGCUUGGAGAGAUGAUGUUUGGCUCAGUAGCAAUGAGCUACAAAGGAUCCACCUUAAAAAUUCAUCAGAUCCGUUCCCCUCCACAGCUCAUGCUCAGCAAAGUCUUUACUGCACGGACAGGCAGCAGCAUCUGUGGAAGCCUUAAUACACUGCAAGACAGUCUUGAAUUCAUCAACCAAGACAACAGUACAUUAAAGGCUGAUAAUAACACAGUUAUUAAUGGACUACUUGGAAAUAUAGGUCUUUCACAGUUCUGCAGCCCCAGGCGGGCAUUCUCUGAGCAGGGUCCGCUCCGCCUGAUCAGGAGCGCCUCUUUCUUUGCAGUUCACAGCAACCCAAUGGACAUGCCUGGAAGAGAAUUGAAUGAGGACAGAGACAGUGGCAUAGCACGUUCUGCAUCUCUCAGCAGCUUGCUUAUCACCCCGUUUCCAUCCCCAAACUCUUCACUUACCCGAAGUUGUGCCAGCAGCUACCAGCGACGCUGGCGACGCAGCCAAACAACAAGUUUGGAAAACGGGGUGUUUCCUAGAUGGUCUAUAGAAGAAAGCUUUAAUCUGUCAGAUGAAAGCUGUGGCCCUAACCCAGGAAUUGUGAGAAAAAAGAAGAUUGCAAUUGGGGUAAUCUUUUCAUUAUCCAAAGACGAAGAUGAAAAUAACAAAUUUAAUGAAUUCUUUUUUUCACAUUUUCCUCUCUUUGAAAGCCACAUGAACAAACUAAAGAGUGCAAUAGAACAGGCUAUGAAAAUGAGCCGGAGAUCAGCUGAUGCCAGUCAGAGGAGUUUGGCAUAUAAUCGAAUAGUUGAUGCCCUAAAUGAAUUCAGAACAACAAUUUGUAAUCUUUACACAAUGCCACGGAUUGGAGAGCCUGUCUGGCUUACAAUGAUGUCUGGGACUCCAGAAAAGAAUCAGCUCUGCCAUCGUUUCAUGAAGGAGUUUACUUUUCUAAUGGAAAAUGCUUCUAAAAAUCAAUUCUUGCCAGCUCUCAUUACUGCAGUUUUGACCAAUCACCUUGCCUGGGUUCCAACAGUCAUGCCAAAUGGACAGCCACCUAUAAAAAUAUUUUUAGAAAAACAUUCCUCUCAGAGUGUGGACAUGUUGGCAAAGACUCAUCCAUAUAACCCACUUUGGGCACAACUGGGAGAUUUGUAUGGCGCUAUUGGCUCUCCUGUACGGUUAGCAAGAACUGUAGUGGUCGGCAAACGACAAGAGAUGGUCCAGAGGUUGCUUUAUUUCCUUACUUAUUUCAUAAGAUGCUCCGAACUUCAAGAAACUCAUCUUUUAGAAAAUGGAGAAGAUGAAGCCAUUGUUAUGCCAGGCACAGUGAUUACAACCACUUUAGAGAAAGGUGAAAUUGAGGAAUCAGAGUAUGUCCUUAUCACAAUGCAUAGAAACAAAAGUAGUUUGCUCUUUAAAGAGUCUGAAGAGACAAAAACUCCUCAUUGUAACUGUAAAUACUGCAGUCAUCCACUCCUUGGGCAGAAUACAGAGAAUAUGUCCCAACAAGAGAAAGAAGCUAUUCAAAACAAUUCUAAAGAGUCGCUAGGAAUUUCAGAUGAAUGCCGAGUGAUUUCUCCUUCUGACUGCCAAGAAGAAAAUGCUGUUGAUGUUAAACAGUGUAAAUUAAGAACUUGUCUUGACACCAAGUUAGAGACUGUUGUUUGCACAGGAUCUGCUCCAGUAGACAAACAUAUAUUGUCAGAGACAGGCUCCGAGCCAGCAGAGGAAACAUGGCAGGGUACGGAAUUGCUGGAUUCAGAUAACCACACAGGCAAAGCAGUGAGAGCCACAGGAGUAGUUGUGGAAAAAAAACCUCCAGAUAAGACUGUGUCUGAUGCACUCUCUUGUGAUGUAACCCAGACAAAGGUUACUUUCCUGAUUGGAGAUUCUAUGUCACCUGAUUCAGAUACUGAACUCAGGAGUCAGGCAGUGGUGGAUCAGAUAAUCAAGCAUCACACCAAGCCAUUGAAAGAGGACAGAGGGGCUAUUGAUAAGCAUCAAGAACCUAAACAUACAACUGAGGACCAAUCUGGAGAGUCUGAUAGACAGAACACAGUUUCGGGAGAGCCCAGAGAACUUCCCUGUUGGAGUCAUUCAGACCCAGAGAGCAUAAGCUUAUUUGAUGAGUAUUUUAAUGAUGAUUCAAUUGAAACAAGGACUAUUGAUGAUGUUCCAAUUAAAAUAAGUACAGACAGUAAAGAACACUGCUGUAUGUUAGAGUUUUCAAAAAGAUUGUAUAUAAAAAGUAACAAACAGAACAGUGAACUUUGUAAAUGUAUAGAAACUGUUCACCAAGAUUCAUGCAAAAACUGCUUUCCUCAGCAAGACCAAAGAGAUACAUACUCCAUUCUUGUCCCCCAUGGGGACAAAGAGAGUGCAGAGAAAAAAAUUGCUGUAGGAACUGAAUGGGACAUUCCAAGAAAUGAAAGUUCAGAUAGUGCCCUUGGGGAUAGUGAAAGUGAAGAUACAGGUCACGAUAUGACCAGACAAGUCAGCAGUUACUAUGGAGGAGAGCAAGAAGAUUGGGCAGAAGAGGAUGAGAUACCUUUCCCUGGGUCAAAGUUAAUUGAAGUGAGUGCUGUUCAGCCCAACAUUGCCAACUUUGGGAGGUCCUUGCUGGGUGGCUACUGCUCAUCUUAUGUCCCUGACUUUGUUCUUCAAGGAAUUGGGAGUGAUGAGAGACUCCGUCAGUGUCUGGUGUCAGAUUUGUCUCAUGCUGUACAGCAUCCAGUUUUAGAUGAACCAAUAGCAGAAGCUGUCUGUAUUAUAGCUGAUAUGGAUAAAUGGACUGUCCAAGUGGCCAGCAGCCAGAGACGAGUAACAGAUAAUAAAUUGGGAAAGGAAGUAUUGGUGUCCAGUCUUGUUUCCAACCUGCUUCAUUCCACUCUUCAGCUUUAUAAGCAUAACUUGUCUCCAAAUUUUUGUGUAAUGCACCUUGAAGAUCGGUUACAGGAGCUGUACUUCAAGAGCAAAAUGCUGUCUGAGUAUCUGAGGGGCCAGAUGCGUGUUCAUGUCAAGGAGCUGGGAGUGGUUCUUGGGAUUGAAUCCAGUGAUCUUCCCCUUCUGGCUGCUGUAGCAAGCACUCACUCUCCAUAUGUUGCUCAGAUACUCCUGUAACACAUCUAAAGGUUAAUUUUGGUGGCAAGAUAAAUAGAAAUGAAGACGGUGCAAUAUGCAUUUAUGGAGAUGUUUUUCCCCUGUUAGACUUCCAUCUGAAUGAAUCCACCUCCUGGGUAUCCUGUAUCACAUUGCGUAUUCUGUGUAUGUUGAUGGCUUUUCUUUUUAACUGGACUCCUGGGUGGUGGUCGACUUUUAACCAUGUGAAACUAAAGCAGAAUAAGCAACUUGGGGUGAGGGCAUUUGAAAAAGCCAAAGUAUAAAAUUCUACAAAGAAUAAAACUACAGAAAUUUCUACAAAAUGAAUAAUAGUAAGGCAUUUCAUAUAAUGUCACAACUCAUAAAUACCAAGAGAUGUCUCAUGAUUAAAUGGCUCAGAAGUAGUCAUUUCAUUAAAUUUUUAAUUCUUUAUUUCUAAGUUACAGAUACCUGUAAAACUUUAUUAUCUUGUUUUGCAAUUCAAAACAGCUAAUUGCUGGUUAUUUCUCAGAAGUAUUUUGAACAGUCCAUUAAUUACAACAAACUGAGAAUCGUGAGUGACAAUGUGUGUUAUGUUACCACCCAAGUGUACAUAUGUAUCUAUUUUUUUAAAAGCAGAAGUAGAAAUAUAAGACUGGGAAACUUGCCUUUUUAAAAAACAUUUUCAACUGGUAUUAAUUGUACACAAUAUUGAACUCUAUUACUUUCUGGUGAGUCUUCUGUUUCACACAUCCUAAAAUACACACAAAGCCAAUCUUUUUUUAAGGCUGAGGAAUGUAGACUCCAAAAAUAAGAAUACUACUUUAUACUGUUUGUUUUGUAAGUGUGAACUAAUUCUUAUAAAUGUUAAUAUUUACAUAUUCAAUAAAUGAGUUUAAUAAAUGAAACUUAGGGUUAAAAGUUGCACCAAAGCAUUGGCAAAAAUAAUAUUUUCUUUAAAAGUGCUCAGGUAGCCAAGGCCCUUGUUUUCCAUAUCAGCCCUUCUGGAACCCACAGGAGCAAAACAUUUGUUUAUUGCUUAAUAAUAUUCAGUUUACACUAAUAGAACUCAUAACUCUUAAAAUUGUUCUCCUUUCUAUAAGAGCUCUUCCCUUCCAGAAGCUGAUUUUUUUCAGACUUUUCAAUUGUUAUUGUCUUUGUAUAUAGUGUAGAAUGUUGCUUGUAAGAAAGGCUAAUAAGGAACCAAACUCCUGUAAGUAAUGUAAAUAAAAAGAUGGGUAGAUAAAGUUUUCAAUAUGCUCUACUACCUCAGUUUACUUGAAAUACUGCAUUAUAGUUUUUCCUUUGAUUAUCUGGCCUAAGAUACAUGUAAUGCUAGAAGAUUCCUGCUUUCAUUUAUUUUCAUCAUAUUUGAUUAGCUUAAAAAAACCACUUAGUCACUAUAAAUAUUUACUAAAUAACUCAUCCACUCUUGUUAUUUAAUUUUUCGUUAAUUGAUGGAUGAUUUCUCUGUUUUGUUUAGUCUUUGACUUUGAAUUUAGAGCUUUGGGUCAUAUUUUGCUUUGCUCUUUGUGUUUAUUCAAAUCAAAUAGAAAGAGAAAAGAGGUUUCCCUGGAAUGUAAAUCUGAAAUGAGUGUACUGGAUAUUUACUUGGCCCAUAUCCUCUUAGCUGGUUGUAGUUAGUGCCUGAGUCUCCCAUGGAUGACUUGCUGCCAAAGAGUGUUUAUGGGCAGAUUUUCUUAAUUUAAUUUUCUUAUUCCAUUCAUGAACGAAAUUUUCUGUUGUCUUUUUUGGAAUUCAACAAAUUUAUCUCUUUGGCAGAAUUCAGAAUCUAGAAAAGUUCCUGUAUGGGCCAUUGUAUAUUAUUUUUGGAUUGUGGCUCAGAAUAAUAUGUAACAGGUAGAUAAUAACUGUGUUUGGGUGUUUUCUUAAUCAUCAGACUAUUCUCAGUCCUAUUUGAAAUAGCUAAUAAAUUACUCUUUAAUAAUUCUAAAUGUUCAAUACGUGAAUGGUUCAUGCUACUGUUAUUCUUAAAACUAAUCUUUGCUGAGAUGGAAAAGACAUAUAGUUUCUUAAAGAAUCAUUAAUCCUUAUAGGAUUCCUGAGUUUUAUAAUUCUUACUCUUUCUAUAAUUUCUCUUACCUUCAUCAUAAUCACUCUUUUGUUACACAAAGCCCAAGGAAUGAGCUGCUACUACUCCAUUAAAGUAUGGUCAUUAUGAUGAAUAUGAAAAGUUUUGGUCUGUUCACAAUAAUUUUUUCAAAUUCUUAUGGUACAAGUAUCACAUGUCAAAACACCUGUUGCAACAGGAAAUGAAAAAGGGAUCUCUUAUAUUAUAGAAUUAAAACUAAUUUCUCCAUGCAUAUGUACUAAUGGUUUUUUUCCUGGCAUUUAUUAAUGUCUUAAUUUUAUUAAGUUUGGCAAUAUUAAGUGCAAUAAACCUACUAGCACAGAUUUCAUUUUGUUGCAGUUGGCAUACACUGAGGAUGAUUACUUUGAAAAAAAUCAGAUUUUACAUAAUGCCUACUUCUAGUAGAUAUAAGAAUAUUUGCUUUCUCUAAGUUAUUUAGAUGGUGGAUAUAUAAAAUGUACAUAUUUGUUCUUUGUUCUGAAUACAUUUCUCAAAUGUACACCUGUACUAUAAUAACCUCCCAGUUCUAGGGGAAAUUUGUGCAAUAAACACACGUCAAUUUGAUACAUGACCUUGGUUUUUCUUUCAUAUGUUAAUAAGACCACCGGAUUCUAGUCCCAAGUUGGCAUUUCGGGCAUGAGACCUGUCCAUACAGGCAGAAUUUGCUUGCUAGGGUUGUGAGAAUUGAGUAAAAUAAUGACUGUCAAGAAUUUAAUUUAGGCUGAGGCAGGAAGAUCAAGGAGAGUUCAAGGCCAGACUGCACUACAUAGUGAGAUGGUGUCUCAACAAAACAAAAAUGAACCAACCAACAAAAGAAUUUAGCUUACUGCUAGCAAACCCCAAGUGCUUAAUAACUUUUUGGCUGCUACUGUUAUUAGGUAAUCUGUCCAUCCUUUUCCCAGUGGCUCUCACAUAUCAUGGGAGAAUUUGUAACAUAUAUUCUUAUGAAUAAAAACAUAAAAAUAA
Molecule: messenger RNA, 6600 nt
Organism: Chinchilla lanigera (long-tailed chinchilla)
Lineage: Eukaryota; Metazoa; Chordata; Mammalia; Rodentia; Chinchillidae
Gene: Fnip1
Product: folliculin interacting protein 1
Exons: 18
Coding region: 90-3584 (1164 amino acids)
Cellular component (GO): cytoplasm
Molecular function (GO): ATPase inhibitor activity; protein-folding chaperone binding
Source: RefSeq, a predicted model, not a curated record